This is a messenger RNA of Physcomitrium patens, 3362 nucleotides long. RefSeq names its product elongation factor 2. Gene Ontology annotation, biological process: translational elongation. Gene Ontology annotation, cellular component: ribonucleoprotein complex; cytosol. Gene Ontology annotation, molecular function: GTPase activity; GTP binding; ribosome binding. The record is from RefSeq and is a predicted model, not a curated record. NCBI's taxonomy places the organism in Eukaryota, Viridiplantae, Streptophyta, Bryopsida, Funariales, Funariaceae.
CAGCACUGACGCGAACAACCUAACUCAACUCGUCAACAAAUACCUCCUCCUCUCCAAGUGACGAGCGCCCUGCCCUCCUGCAUCGCUGCUCUUCCUUCCUCCUUAAUUCCACCACCGUCGUGGGCGCGGUAAUCCCAAGCUCGCCAAGAUGGUGAAGUUUUCGGCGGACGAGCUCCGCGCCAUCAUGGACAAGAAGCACAACAUCAGGAACAUGUCCGUCAUCGCCCAUGUCGAUCACGGAAAGUCGACUUUAACGGAUUCCCUGGUGGCUGCUGCUGGAAUCAUUGCCCAGGAGACCGCCGGAGAUGUGAGGCUGACGGACACUCGGCAGGAUGAGGCGGACCGUGGCAUCACCAUCAAGUCGACCGGUAUCUCGCUGUACUACGAGAUGACGGAGGAGUCGCUGAAGGACUACAAGGGCGAGAAGGACGGGCAUGAUUACCUGAUCAACCUGAUCGACUCGCCCGGGCAUGUGGACUUUUCGUCGGAGGUGACGGCGGCGCUGCGGAUCACGGACGGAGCUUUGGUGGUGGUGGACUGCGUGGAGGGAGUGUGCGUGCAGACGGAGACGGUGCUGCGGCAGGCACUGGGAGAGAGGAUCAGGCCGGUGUUGACUGUGAACAAGAUGGACAGGUGCUUUUUGGAGCUGCAGGUGGAGGGCGAGGAGGCGUACCAGACGUUCCAGCGGGUGAUCGAGAGCGCGAACGUGAUCAUGGCGACGUACGAGGACGCGCUGCUGGGGGACGUGCAGGUGUAUCCGGAGAAGGGGACGGUGGCGUUUUCGGCGGGUCUGCACGGGUGGGCGUUCACGCUGACGAACUUCGCGAAGAUGUACGCGGGGAAGUUCGGGGUGGACGAGAAGAAGAUGAUGGAGAGGCUGUGGGGGGAGAACUUUUUCGACCCGGCGACGAAGAAGUGGACGUCGAAGAACACGGGGUCGGCGACGUGCCAGCGCGGGUUCGUGCAGUUCGUGUACAACCCGAUCAAGCAGGUGAUCAACAUCUGCAUGAACGACCAGAAGGAGAAGCUGUGGCCGAUGCUGGCGAAGCUGAACUGCGGGCUGAAGGCGGACGAGAAGGACCUGGUGGGGAAGGCGCUGAUGAAGAGGACGAUGCAGGCGUGGCUGCCGGCGGCGAGCGCGCUGCUGGAGAUGAUGAUUCACCAUUUGCCGUCGCCGGCGACGGCGCAGAGGUACAGGGUGGAGAAUUUGUACGAGGGGCCGCUGGACGACCAGUACGCGAACGCGAUCAGGAACUGCGACCCGAACGGCCCGCUGAUGCUGUACGUGUCGAAGAUGAUUCCGGCGUCGGACAAGGGGCGGUUUUUCGCGUUCGGGCGCGUGUUCGCGGGGAAGGUGUCGACGGGAAUGAAGGUGCGGAUCAUGGGGCCGAACUACGUGCCCGGGGGGAAGAAGGACCUGUACACGAAGUCGGUGCAGAGGACGGUGAUCUGGAUGGGGAGGAGGCAGGAGUCGGUGGAGGACGUGCCGUGCGGGAACACGGUGGCGAUGGUGGGACUGGACCAGUUCAUCACGAAGAAUGCGACGCUGACGGGGGAGAAGGAGACGGACGCGCACCCGAUCAGGGCGAUGAAGUUUUCGGUGUCGCCGGUGGUGCGGGUGGCGGUGCAGUGCAAGCACGCGUCGGACUUGCCGAAGCUGGUGGAGGGGCUGAAGCGGCUGGCGAAGUCGGACCCGAUGGUGUUGUGCAUGAUCGAGGAGAGCGGGGAGCACAUCAUCGCGGGGGCGGGAGAGCUGCAUUUGGAGAUCUGUUUGAAGGAUCUACAGGACGACUUCAUGGGGGGCGCGGAGAUCGUGGUGUCGGACCCAGUGGUGUCGUUCCGGGAGACGGUGUUGGACAAGUCGGUGCGGACGGUGAUGAGCAAGUCGCCGAACAAGCACAACAGGCUGUACUUCGAGGCGCGGCCGUUGGAGGAGGGGCUGUCGGAGGCGAUCGACGACGGGCGGAUCGGGCCGCGGGACGACCCGAAGGUGCGGUCGCAGAUACUGGCGCAGGAGUUCGGGUGGGACAAGGAUUUGGCGAAGAAGAUCUGGUGUUUCGGGCCGGAGACGACGGGGCCGAACAUGGUGGUGGAUAUGUGUAAGGGAGUGCAGUACCUGAACGAGAUCAAGGACUCGGUGGUGGCGGCGUUCCAGUGGGCGACGAAGGAGGGUGCGAUGGCGGAGGAGAACAUGCGCGGGAUCGCGUUCGAGGUGUGCGACGUGGUGCUGCACACGGACGCGAUCCAUCGCGGAGGAGGGCAGAUCAUCCCGACGGCGCGGCGGGUGAUGUACGCGGCGCAGCUGACGGCGAAGCCGCGGCUGCUGGAGCCGGUGUACCUGGUGGAGAUCCAGGCGCCGGAGGGUGCAUUGGGAGGAAUCUACGGAGUGCUGAACCAGAAGCGCGGUCACGUGUUCGAGGAGGUGCAGAGGCCGGGGACGCCGCUGUACAACAUCAAGGCGUACUUGCCGGUGAUCGAGUCGUUCGGGUUUUCGGGGACCUUGCGAGCGGCGACGUCGGGGCAGGCGUUCCCGCAGUGCGUGUUCGACCACUGGGAGAUGAUGAACAGCGACCCACUGGAGGCGGGUACUCAGGCGGCGACCCUGGUGUCGGACAUCAGAAAGCGGAAGGGGUUGAAGGAGCAGAUGACCCCAUUGUCGGAUUUCGAGGACAAGUUGUAGGGAUGAUGGUGCGGUGGGCGUGUGAUAGGGUAUAUUCUGGUUGGAUUUUGUUAGUAAGGUGUAGUGUUUAGGUAAGUGUUGGUGUAUGCUAGGGGGCAGUGGAGAGGCACGGGCGUGAGGGUAUAGCAGCGGUUUGAGCUGGGACAUUGAGUUGUGGAGUCGGCUGAUUCUGCGGCGUGGAAGUGUGGAUUCUUGGAGGGAGUGACCCGGGAAUGUGGACCUUCGUGGUAGCUGAGAUAUCUGGACCAGACAGAAUGUUUUCAUCUAAUGGAAUGGACCUGGAUGUUUUCGAACUCUGGUGCCUUGUCCUGCUGGUUUGUGUGGUUGGCGACGUUUGUGCAAGUUGAUUGCCUGUUCGUGAGCAUGGGUUUUGGGAAUGCGCCAUCCUCACCCGCUCGGUCGUUAAGCCUGUCAUGUUUUGGGAGUAGGGCGUAGCACGGUCCUUAGGCGACUUCAGCUCAUCUGCUCGAUAAACUGUGCGGACAGGUUUUUGGAAGAGUUAAUGAGUUGAGGGUGACAGGAUUGGUUUCAGCUCGUAGUGUCCAUGAACCAUGUAAUGCACGGUUCUCUAUAGGGUUGGAUCGGUUGUGAAGCUGAGUUGGCUCUCUGUCUGCAAACAUGCCAAAUUUGAGAAAUCCUAUGUGCGCCACCUAUGUUUAGACUUGGCUCAGUUUUGACUGUU